AGUGAGGGGAACAACCGUGAAACUAACUUCACCACGGUUUUGAGGGUGGCGCUCAAGAGCACGAGCGCGCUCGUGCCUGCCAUAGAAGAAGAAGUAGAAGUAAACGCAUUCGGUCGUCUUCCGAGUUUAUCUUCAAAGUUCUCAAAUUGCUUCAAGUGAAACUAUCUAAGAACAACCAGUGGAUGUCGUCUCUCCCAAUGCCAGCAAAGGGAAAGGUUUAAUUUGUUGAUGAUUUACUCUCAAGUCGAUCGUCUUUUGUUAGCCAGCUAGCUUGGCAGUCGACACGACGUCGGUUUGGAUCUGGUGACACAAUGGGUCGAGGGCGACCACACAUGGGUCCGACCGGGAUGGACGGACCUCCAUUUGACAUGGGUCCACCCCCAGGCUGGGGUCCUCCACCGCCGGGUGGUUGGCCCCCGCCGCCCGGAGGAUGGGGCCCGCCGCCGCCAGGCAGCUGGGGUCCACCUCCUGGCGAUUGGGGUCUGCCCCCGCCCGGUGGCUGGAGCCCUCCACCACCCGAUGACUGUGGCCCUCCACCACCCGUUGGUUGGGGACCUCCACCACCCGGCGACUGGGGACCCCCACCACCCGGUGACUGGGGCCCUCCACCACCUUGUGGCUGGGGUCCUCCACCGCCUGAUGAAUGGGGCCCGAACAUACCCCCGCCACCAGGCUGGGGACCCCCUGAUUGGGACCCUGAAAUGCCUCCUCCGGGUUGGCAUCCACAUGGUCCUCCUGAGCCGUGGGGACCACCUCCUGAUACUGUUCCCCCACCUGACUCCCAUGUUCCCAUGACCUCGGCUCCUCCUCCAGGCUGCAUGCCUCCCUUUGGCUACCCAGGAUUGCCCCCAGGCUGGACGGGGGAGGUGCCACCCAGCACGGCCCCGGAUCAGCCAGAAUGGCUCAAAGCCUUGAUUCUAGCCCCGCCCACUGGCACCAGCCCAGCUCAAACCGAGACCACCUCUACGGCGAGCACGACAGUAGCCGACCCCGCUCCUAAAGCCGAAGUGCACCCUCCCAAGACCACCAAGCUCUUACACCUGCUAGGAAAGCGUGAAAUAGAGAAGCCUCCCCCAGGCAGGUCCAUUGGAAUCAUCUCCUUCAUUGGGCCCACAUGCGGUUACAUCGAGCGAGAAGACGACCAGAAGUUCAGCUUCAACUUCAAGGUCUUCUUUGGAAACCCCAAAGCCAUGAAGCCCGGCGUCCACGUCCACUUCACUGCCUGCAAAGGGAAGAAGAAUCACAUUGCCACAGACGUCAAAGUGGCUCCAGGUGGAACGGAGCAUGUGGAUCCAGAAAUCUACGAAGCCGUGGUCUGUCAGCCCAUCGUGGAACCACUGCCCGGCGAGCGCCAGUUCCCCGGUCAGGUGGACGUCAACAUCCAGCCUCUUAGGACCACACUGACCUUUGACAGGAAGGACAGCAUGGUGACACUACUGAAGAACGACCAGGUUCUCAUCAACCUGCUGACCGACAUCGCUACGGAAAAAAGGCGCGCCACCAACAUCCGACCCAAAAUUCCCGGCACUUUUGAGUUCACCAAAGAGACCCGGGAGACGGGCGUCAUCAUCCGUCUCAAGGACAGCGAAGGUAUCAUCAAGUCCGAAAAACACGGCGAGCUCCCUUUCAGCGCCAAGGAAAAUUUCAGCGACAUCGAUUUUACCGAUGAGGACGUCAAUGAGGAAGUGGAGUUCACCUUGCACGAGCUGCGAGCGGGUAAACGGGCUAUCCGCAUCCGCCGCGUGAAAGAGCAACUCCUUCUGACGCUCUGUAGCCCCUCCUCAAAGGACACAACCACCAACACCCUUUUGAAUUCUGCCAUGAAGGCCUCAACCGAACUGAAGCUGCAGCCCCACAUGUGGCUGGACCCUGAGCUGUAUGAGGGUGUGGUCAGCCAGCCCAUCAUCGAACCCAAGCCCAACAUGGAAGGGUACCCGGGCCAGAUCAACGCCAACAUCGGCACCAUCCGAACCAAUGUAACCUUCGACCACAGAGACUGCGGUGUGACCCUGCUGAAGAACGACCAAGUGCUCCUCAGCCUGCUGGUGGACUUGAAUACCCGCAAGAAGAGAGCGGCCAACAUCAGACCGAAGAUCCCGUUCACCUUUGCCCACACCAACGAGAAGCGAGAACUGGGCGUCAUCAACCGCCUCGGAGACUUCGAGGGCGUCCUCACCUCUGAGGAGCACGGCGAGCUGCCAUUCAACCUCAGCGAAAACUUCAGCGACACGGAAUUCGGUGCAGAUGACAUCAGCAAGGAGGUGGAGUUCACGAUGGCGCUGGUCUGGGAGGAGAAGAGGGCAGUGAGGCUGAGGAGGACCAAGAUGGUGGAGGACCGAAUUUUGACUGAGAAGAAGAGGCAGGAAGAGGAGGCGGAGCAAAAGGAAACGGACAGGAAGCGUAAGGAGGCUGCGGCAGCGGCACUUGCAGCGGCCAAAGACAAGUGGACGCCGCUUGGCUUCAACGUCCAAAUACCUCACACGGCCGACGAAAUCAGCAAGGAGCGAUUUGACGGCACGGUCCUCAAAGUCCCCCCAAAGCAGAUUAAGAUGGACCCUGACGAUGAGGAGCAAGGCGGAGGAGCCAAGAUCGAACAUAUAAAUCCCGAUUUAAAGGUCCAUAUCAAAAAGGAGAAACUGGACGAGAAUCAGGAGGAGGAGGAGGAGGUGGGAGGCAGAACCGAGAGCCACGUCCCGCCCACUGAAGAGCUGGGGCGACUGGUGAUGACCGUUGACGGUCAGCAGAAGCAGCUGAACUUCGGCACCGCCGACCUGAUGACCAAAGCCACCAUGUUGGAAGGAGACAAGGUGCGAUUCAAUGUGGCCACCAAUCAGGAGACCAAAGAAGAACGUGCCGCCUUUGUGGAAAUUCUUCCCAGCUCAUUCGAAGAGUCCACUGAACAACGAAGACAAGGAAUUGUGAUCGAGUUCACUAACCAUUCAGGAAUCAUCAAAUGCACGCAGAACCCUCAGCUCUUCUUUUACAUGUCUGAGGUGAUUGAGAAAAAAAAACUGGAGCUGAACGAAAAGGUCGACUUUAGCGUCAUCCCGCAUGAAUUUGCGGAGGGUGGGAACCAGGCAAUCAGGAUCAAACGUUACACUGAGAGUGCUUUUUUACCUGCACGGAAACUGUGUGCUGCUCCCGCGAGCAAAGGGAAGAUGACCAUCAAGCUGGCGGCAAACUCUUCAAAGUCAGAGAAAGAGAUCCUCAAGACAUCCAAGCUAAAGACUGUGGUGAAAAAUUUGAGAUCCCAGGGUAGCACUUCAAGCAGGCACGGCGGCAGCAGGAGUCCAAGUAGAAGCCGGAGUCCCAGUCCAUCCAGAGACAAAUUCGGACGUGAAAUCAAACGGAGACGCAGCAACAGUCUUGACCGAGACCGCAAAAGCAGCAGAUAUCGACGAAGUACCAGUCGGGAAAGGUCACGGCGACGUACGAGAAGCCGCAGUCACAGCCGAAGCAGGAGCCGCAGCAGGAGUCGAAGCAGGAGCCGAAGCAGGAGUCGAGACCGAUCAAGCAGGAAGAGGAACCGGAGUCCGGACCGGAGCCGAGCAAAGAGUCGCGGACGCAGCAAGAGUCGCGGACGCAGCAAGAGCCGCGGACGCAGCAAGAGCCGCGGACGCAGCAAGAGCCGCGGACGCAGCAAGAGCCGCCAUCACAGCCGCAGUUUAGAUCGCAGCCGGGCUAAGAGCCGCGGACGGAGUAAGAGCCGUCCUCGCAGCAGGUCCAGGUCCAGAGGGAAGAGUCGCGGGCGGUCUUCAAGUAAAGCACCAAGUCGGGCCCGCAGUAAAAGCAGGAGGCGGAGAAGUCAUAGCAGCUCCAGCAGCUGCAGCAGCUUUGAACACGAGCCGCGAGGCGGUGUGCGCAGGAUGGAGCUGGAGGACACGUGGAGUCUGCCCACCAAGUCCAUUUUGAAGAAACGCACCGAUUACGAGGAUUCGCCGUCAGUCAGGAGCACAGACUCCCCCAGAAGCGUGGAGACCUCCAGCAUGUCUCACAUGGCUGAGCAGCUGUUGCAGGCCUUCCGAGGCAUGGAACCGGCUGCCGUGGUGUCCAUGUUGUCGGAGAUGCAGUCCGACCCGCAAAUGGCUCAGCGUGCCAACAUCAAGGAGAUCCUUAACCUGCUGGAUCCGGUCGUGAGCGAAAGAGCAAAGAGUCCAGACAAGAUGGCGCUCGACAUUGAUGACGAGGAACAGUUUCUGUAUGGAGAAUCGGAGGAACCCAAAACGCCUGCGCCUCCGUCCCAGCCCCAGCCACCUCAAAACCACAUAUUUGAUCUUUACGGGGACGUGACAGAGGAGGUGCUGUAUGGUGAUCUUCCGCCAUCUACCGCUGCCACCGCCUCAGUGUAUGACAUCCCUCCGGUGGCUUUACCUCACCAAGCUCCUCCCACCACCUGCCCGCCCUCCAGCCUCAAACCCAACGUGGGCCAGGUGUUGCCUCAAGCCCCUCAGCUGGAGGACGUGAAGGAUCAGCAGGCUCGAGAUGAUUACCAAAAUAUCCAGAGCUUGCUGAAAACAAUCGGCUUAGACCUCGGCAUGACCGAGAUCACUAAAAUGGCCGCCAGGACCAAGGAGAGACUGGAGGGAAAUAAGCCAACACGCAAGACAGCGACGCAGCGCAGACGCCGCUCGUCCAGCAGCUCAGACAGCAGCCGCAGGAAGCGCAGCCACAGCAGCAGUAGCAGCUCUAGCUCGAGCAGCGACGCGAGCGACCGCCUACUGGCCAACUGGAGCACUAAUGGCGGCCGCAGCGACACCACUGCCCCCACCACACCCUACCAAGAUACCAAACCCGAGUGCAGCACCGGGGCCCCGAAAGAAUUGGAGCAGCAAGUGUCCGACAGCACUGCCCCGCUUCCGUCAAGGGUGCCUAUCCCAUCCUACCCCCCACCUCAAGUCCACAACAUGAUGCCCCCAGGAUACCCACCGCCGGGGUAUAGCCAAUACAGCAACUUUGUGCCCUACCCGCACCCGCAGUGGCCACCCAUGUACCCGCCCCCUGGCAUGACUCUGCCCCCGCCGCCCAACAACAGUUUCCACCCCAACCUGCCGUACAACCAAGCUUACAGCCAACAGCCUCCUGAGUCUAAAGUCAAAGGCGCCAGUCACGUGUCAGAGCGAGAGAACAACGAAAGCCAGAAACAGAAGGUUCUGGAGGAGCGUGAGAACCUGAAACAGGAGCGGGAAUUACGAAUGAAGAAGAAGGAAUACCUGAUGAAAGAACUGGAGAAGCUCCGCAAGCAGCAAGGUGAGCUGCUGAGGAAGAAGCGGCGGGAGAAAGACGGCCACAAAGAUCCCCUGCUGCAGGAGAUCGGCCGCCUGCAGGAGGACGUCAUCAAACAGAUCUCCAACCUCCGCAAGGAGCAUGAAGCUGCUGAGAAGAAACGCAGCGAGAUCGAAAAGGUGGCGCUCAUCCUGGGCCUGACACCCUCUGACCGCCCCCGCGGGUCAUCUGACGCGCGGGAAGAUGACGUGUCGCAGUCCCGGAGCAAAAAACAGGAGUCACAGCAAAGUCCUACGCAGGAAGAAGAUGGCGGAACGCCCCAGAAGCAAAACGUCUCGGAACCCAACCAGUCGUCUGUCAUUUCACCUUCUCCGCCCCCUGACCCAUUUGAGUACUACGAUGCUGGGAAUCACUGGUGUAAAAACUGUAACGUCACCUCCGGCUCCAUGUUUGAUUUUUUUACACACUUGCACAGCAAAACGCACUGGAAGACGCUGGACCCUUACGACAGGCCUUGGGCUUCAUUGCCAUCGGAAGCUGUGAAGAAAAGGCCAAUAGAAGAGAAGCAAACAAAGCCAGCCAAAGGUUCGGAGUUCUUAAUUCCUGUCCGAGGAUUUUUCUGUCUGCUGUGUAAAAAGUUCGUUGGAGACGCCAUCUGUGCAGAAGAGCACACCACCACUCACUUUCACAACGACUGCUACAAGAAAAAAAUGUACGAGAAUCCACUGUAUGAGCAAAGGAGGAACUUAGACCGUCAAGCCGGACUGGCCUCCGAAGUGACUGGAAAGAAACGCAAACAUGGGGAGGACAAAAUGGGCAAAAUCAAAGCCAAAAAGGAGAAAAAGAAUGAAGAGGAGGUUCAGAUCGAUGAUAGGUUGAAAGUUGAAAAGGAGGAAGAGAAGCCAAAAGCUCAGAAGAAAGAGGAGGAGCUUAGAAGCAGCAAGUCUCGAGAUGAGCGCAGCCCUUCUCGUGGCAAGAAAGGUGAGGAUGAAAAGUAUGAGUCUAAGAAGAAAGAAAAGCAUUAUUCGAGUAAAGAGGACGAGGAGAGGCCUAAACACAGCAGAAGAUUUGAGGAGGAGCAUAGUAAACAAAGCCACGAAGGCCGCCGUUAUCGGCAUCACAGACAGGAAGAGGAUCACUCUGACAAAUGGCGAUAUAGCAAGAGAGACGAGGACAGGCACAAAUCGUCCAAGUAUUCUGAGAGUCGAUCCAAACAUGAGAACGAACUAGAGGACAGGCAAGCAGAGAAGGACACUUUGAAAAAAUCUGAAGGCACACCCGAGGUCAACAAGCCACCGCGGGCCACCUGUGAACCGCCCAAAAUCCUGUCUGGACCCAGUCCGGCCAUGAGAGCAAAACUCCGCAAACAAAGUCUGGAAGCCACCAAGUCCAAUCCCGUGAUCUCGGCAGCUUCCUUUGGGAAGUUUACUUGGAGGAAAAAGGAGAGUCAGAUGGUUGCUGAAGCCCAAAAAGUGGCCGCCCAGUUCAUCAAGGAGGAUGAAGAAGCUGCCAAAUGUAAACCCGCCGAAGACCCCUUUUCAAAGUCUAUGGCUGUUGCGAAGGAAAUUGCCCAGAAGUUACAAGAUCAAAGCAACACGCCACAACCAUGGGUGUCAAGAGGUGACAACCGAUCACAAAUCCGACCCAAACCCCCUGCCCUGGCCCCAGUACCAAGGCCAACAUUCCUGUUGCCAAAACCUGCACUGUUCAUAAGACCCCAGAGCCAAGGUGGUCUACUGGCCACUCCUAACAUUAGACCGAUUUUCCCAGUUUCUCAUAUAAGGCAUUGUCCUCGUCCCUUUAUGCCUCGUCCGGUCUCACCUGUGCCUCCGUGUGUUCCACAUUUUUCCAGUCCUGCCCCACCAUUCCCCAGACCAGUUACAGCUGUGUCUCAGCCCGCCCUGUUGGUCCCCAAAGCAGCUUCACUUGUGUCACGUCCUGCCUUGUCAGUUUCUAAAGCAGCUCCACCUGUGUCUGCAUUGCCACCCAGUCCUGCUCCGCCGGUGUCCCGGCCAGAGCCAUUGCAUGUUGACCCGGCUCCCGAAGUAUCGAAACCCAAAACGGCAGAUGAACCAUCUGAAACACCAACAACAGCAAACAUGGAGCCAGACGUGGCAGCUCCUGGUGUCCCUGAGAGUGAGCAGACAUGGGCUGUGUUUGUCAAACCUCCACCAUUGUUCAACAAGGAAGAUGGAGCUCAGAAGUCCGAGAAACCAAAAAGUAACCUGGCUGCUGCUAAAGCCCAGGACUUAUUUGGCAUCUUGUACAGCAGUCUGGAUAAGCCAGGACCCUUAUCGUUGACAAAGUCAACUACAGUCAACAAAGGUAACAGUAGUGGUGAAUGUUUAACAGAACAAACUCCUCAACCUUCCAAGAAAACUGAGCAGACUGAAAAUGGAAUGCCAGGAACCCUAAAACCCCAGAGCCAGUCAGAUAUUUCCAUUAAAUCUGUAUGGUCUUUGCAGACCGGCCCCGACUUAGGACCAGAGGGGGUUCAGAGUCGACACGUUUAUGAACCUGAAUCUCAAAGUCAGCAUGAAGUACAACCAGUUUCUGAAUCCAAACUACAUGAUACCCCAAUCCAGGACCUUCCAGGACCACACCAAGAAACACAUCUUGUAUCCGAGCCGACAUCCACGCCUUGUAAUCGAGGAACUCGAGGAAAAACUGCUCAAAGGAAAACCCCUCCCCGUCUCACCCCUGUCCGUCAAACCAGAUCCCAAACAAGGUCGCAGACCAGACAGCAGCAUUGUCAGGGACACUCUGAUCCAGAGCCAGAUUUGGGAGAUUCUGACUUGAACAUCUCCGAGUUCUCGGAUCAUGGCUCUGGGUCACAUGAAGAUGGUGAAUCACCAAGCAAAAAGAACCCUCAAGUGAUGGCAGGAACAGCCGAAAAUGUUGACUUAACUCUUUUAGACUCCCAGUUGAUCUUGACUGAGAAGGGUCCAGAGUGAGAAUCGCCGAUGGUGAUUUCCCAGAUCAUGGAUGGACUCGAUCCACUUGGACUUUAGUCUGUUUAGAAUGGUUUGGAUCUCAAUCCAAGGUUCCAUUCAAGACUUUGCCCUGAGUUCGCAGGGAUUGGUCCAGUACCGACGGAGGCCCAUUUUUGCAGUUGCGUUCAUAUUAAUAAAAUACAUUCUUCAUUCCAAAGUAUUAAAGUACUGUAAGAUUCCAAUGAGCGCCCCACCCCCCCACCCCCUCCAUCUAGUUCGGGUUCACUGUUUAAUAUUUCUCACUGGCUUUGUCCUGCUGGUUGUAGAUUUGCUUCAGCUAAAUUUCACUAGUGGGCUCAAUUGAGGAGUUCUGACAAAUGUUGGCGCACCCCCUCCACUUGGUCCAGUCUGUCAUCUGCUUGUCUUGUAAGUUUUUUGUUUUUUUUAAUUAAAAGUUCCCUUGUGGAAAACUGA
This is a messenger RNA of Doryrhamphus excisus (bluestripe pipefish), 8630 nucleotides long. Lineage: Eukaryota; Metazoa; Chordata; Actinopteri; Syngnathiformes; Syngnathidae. The record is from RefSeq and is a predicted model, not a curated record.